AUGCGCUCAGCUUCCGGAUCUUAUGAGGCAAUCGACGUGCCGUUUGUGCGAGGUCAACUCCGCUCAAUACUGUUGAUCGAUUCAAUCAGAGCCAAUAACAGAGGAUAUCCGGAACGGGUCUCGUUUCGUGAUUUCCGCCGUCGUUUUGGAUGUUUGGUCGAAGAUGAACUGAACUCUUCUAUCGAUAAUGCGCUCGACGAUCGAGCUGCUGUAUCGAAGAUUCUUGAAGGAAUGGACAUACAUCAGCAUAGAUAUCGUUUGGGAAUCAGUCAGGUGAUGCUUUGUUACUUAAAGGCCCACGGCGAUGGCUGGUCUGGGUAA
Molecule: messenger RNA, 321 nt
Organism: Ostertagia ostertagi
Lineage: Eukaryota; Metazoa; Nematoda; Chromadorea; Rhabditida; Trichostrongylidae
Source: the annotation of a GenBank genome assembly